This is a messenger RNA of Ectocarpus sp. CCAP 1310/34, 1722 nucleotides long. NCBI's taxonomy places the organism in Eukaryota, Phaeophyceae, Ectocarpales, Ectocarpaceae. The record is from the annotation of a GenBank genome assembly.
CCGCUUCAUCUUCGCCAGUCUGCCUCGAGGUCAGAAACGCCACCAUCACCUACAACAAGCGGGAGGAAGGAGUGGGCGAGAAAAACAGGCAGCAGGCAGGCAGCAUCAAGCACAAGGGUUACCGAAAGGCAUAGCAAGCACCAUUGCUCACCGAGAGUCGUGUACUACCACCCUGGUUUCGUGGUCGACCUAAGCGUAGGCGCGGCAGAGAGAGAGAGACGAGAAGAGAACGCCUUUUCCCGGCCAGGUCGGCCAUGCUUCCCCACAACAGCAGCAACGGAAACGUGAGACGAAGAUCGAGCAGAACCAACAACGGCUUGGGAUGGAUGAACAGGCCGGCGUCUGUCAUGCUCAGAUGGUUGUUGACCGGGCUGUCGGUCGUCUUCACUACGACCUUUGUCGUCAUGUAUUGCCACCACGGGAUGGCAACGCCUGUCAACGGCCACCUUUCGAUCGGGGGCGGGCAUUCGUACAUGUACGAGGAGCUUGAGGGCGUCCGCGGUGGUGCUGUUGAAAACGGCGAUUCUGCUCCUGCUGCGGCCGCUGUCGUCCCGCCUCGUUCUUUGUCUCCACCUUCUUCUUCCGCUGGACCUGUGAGGCGUCAACAAUUGCGCGGCUCAAGAAAGGACGCCGUCGCCUGGCAAGAUUGGCGCUUGACCAACGGAAAGUAUGUUGUCAUCAACAGCAACUCUAUGCCGCCACCAACAACACCAGCAUAUAAUACGAACGGCAAAGGAAGCGCUGGCGACGAGGGUCUUGGCAACGAGAAGGGCGUGGACCGUAGGAAUGGGAAACCGUCCGAGUUAACGAACGAGGCUGCGGCGAACGAGGCCGUCCUCGCGCAACAGGCGGUGCUAGAGAUUGUGGCGGUACCGCCGGAUAGCGGGGAACAGGGAGAAGAGGAAGAUAGCGGGAGCCUCGAGCGAAGUCACAGCGGUCAGCUCAUCAGGCGGAUAGAAGGAGAGCGCCUGGAAGAGGAGCGCGAGGUCUACAACAUCCACGUCGCUGCGGUCGCUUCCGCUGCCGCCGAUGCAGCCGUGAUGAUGGGGGCGCUGAACACGAGAAUGCGGCGUUUGGAAGGGGUCGGACAAGGUUUGGUGGAGCGUUAAGGACUGCGUCAACGGACGGAGAGGAGCAAACGCGGGACCGCAGGAGGGGGUCCAGCCCCCCCCUCCAAUGUGCCGGUCAGGUCGUCUAGCCAGUAGAAAGAAGUGGAGGAUACGGGCCAGAGGGGCAGACGACAGAGUCCAAUGAUGGGAGAAAAACAAGAAAGAAAAAAAAUGAAGUAGAUACAUAACAUUAAGUAUAUGCAAUCACAGCCUGGACAAUCUACAAUAAUACAGUUUUCGUUUGAAGUUGGCGUCUUGUUUGAGAGUAGAUGUGACAGAUUUGCUACAAGCUCGCAUUGCGCGGGCGUCAAGACGCCGAAAACAGGCGAACAAGAUCGACCUCGGAACAGUCAACGCCAAUGAUAUGGGGAUGGAGUGUAGACGCAUCGUAGAACGCGUUUUCGUUUGAAGUUGACGUCUUGUUUGAGAGUAGAUGUGACAGAUUUGCGUAGAAUAGGGUAAGAUGUUAUCAUGAACGGAGAUGAAAGGGCUUUUCCAACACGGAGAUGUAGCAUGGAUCAAAGCAUUUGUUGGAUUUCAGCUUUUACAAGCGGACAUCAACGCAGUAGUAUUUUAGCAAGCUUACGAACGCAUAUAGGAUACCAUCAGGAUU